AUGGCCUCGUUAGAAGACGCCGUGUCAGAGACGCAGCACUCAUUCAAAAUGGCGGCUCAGUGCAUUAUCGAUUUUCCACUAACUUGUUAUAAUUCCAUUACACAGCUAAGGACCUAUCCUGGGCUGAAGAAAAUUCUUGUAGCGACUGCAUUCGGCACAAUAUCUGUUAUUUUCCUGGCCCAUCACUUGAGAAGAAGACGAAGGAAGAAGACGUUGGCUCCAUCACGGGAGCCAUACCAGCUCCUUCUAGACUGCACUAAAACCGUGGCCUUAGAGAGAGAUUCCAGUUGUUCGAGUAGUAAGCAGAAUCUGACGCUGUCUCUGAGUUCAGUAAAGGAGAAGGGUUCCCAGUUACAAAUGAAUGGUGGAUUGAACAGUAAAAAUUCAGGAUCUCAGCAGAGUUUGGCUUCAGUCAGAAGUGUCAACUCUUGUCACAGCUGUGCCUGCAUCAAUUCCAACUCCUGGGAUAAGACUGAUGAAGAGGAGAUGAAGCUUGUAAACAUCCCAGUCACCACUCCAGAGAACCUCUAUUUGAUGGGAAUGGAACUAUUUGAAGAGGCCCUGCGUCGGUGGGAGCAAGCACUCACUUUCCGGAAUAGGCAGGUUGAAGAUGAGGCCAGCUGCAGUUCCAUCAGGCUGGGGGCAGGAGACGCUAUUGCUGAGGAAAAUGUAGAGGAUAUCAUAAGUGCUGAAUUCAUCCAUAAACUGGAAGCCUUACUGCAACGUGCGUACCGCCUUCAAGAGGAGUUUCAGGCCUCAUUUGGGGCAUCCGAUCCAGCAUCAUUGGCUAAUGACAUUGAUGAUGACACCGAUAUCACAUUCAUGGACAACGAGGGUGAUUUCGGCACAAGAGACACUCUGAGCAUCGCUUCACCAGACUCUUUCUCCUCAGCCAUGGAGCUGGCGGACCACAGAGAUCUUCAUGGAGGGAAUGGCCUGCAGUCACUCUACCACUGUCCUCUAUAUGAAGAAGCAAUGUGCCUGUCUGAGGAAGGGGGGAUCCCCUGCAGGGCACUCAGGACAGAACUGCUGGAAUGUGGAGGGGACAGUGACUUUCUAGCAAAGCUCCACUGCAUCCGUCAGGCCUUCCAGAUGAUCCUUUCAAAAACAGAUAACAGGACGUUUUUUGGUUGAAGCUGGUAGAAAAGUUCUGUCUAUGCUUUUUGUCCGUGCAAAAAAGAAUCCUAAGAAGUUUGAAGAUUCCUAUGAUGAGAUGAUGCAUUUCCUGGAGCAGCCAGAAACAUGGGUACAUAUUGAGACGGAGCUGUUCUCUCGGGGAGUAAG
Messenger RNA from Staurois parvus, 1284 nucleotides. The record is from the annotation of a GenBank genome assembly. Lineage: Eukaryota; Metazoa; Chordata; Amphibia; Anura; Ranidae.